Messenger RNA from Homalodisca vitripennis (glassy-winged sharpshooter), 525 nucleotides. RefSeq lists its product as uncharacterized. The record is from RefSeq and is a predicted model, not a curated record. NCBI's taxonomy places the organism in Eukaryota, Metazoa, Arthropoda, Insecta, Hemiptera, Cicadellidae. The transcript is spliced from 4 exons. Bases 1 to 477 code for a protein of 158 amino acids.
AUGCUUUCACUUUCAACUUCUAUCAAAGCGUGUUAUAUUCAGAGUGGCGGUGUCUGUCAGGAGACACAGUCAGGAAGUAAAGUACAUCGCCGCCGCCUGAAUGUAGUCGAUCUGUCCAGCUCUGCGUCCACGCCAAACCUGCGCACCUGUGCACAAACGCUACCACUGCCUCACAAUAUUUCCAGUGCCAGCACUACAGACAGUGAGGAGCUCAGUGAUACGGAAGACUGUGAACACCAAAACAACGCCACUAGACAGACCGGUGGGGAGGUUAGCAAUGACGAGAACGAUGUGGAUGACGAGACAAUGUCAGAACUGGGCAGUCUCUGGGAGUCAUGGUCCAGCGGGAGUGGCAGCGGUGAGGAGAGUCCACAACAGUCCAUAGUUCUUGAGACGACGGAUCAGUGCAGUCUGGUGAUAAUAGAUCUGCCGACGAGAGAGGAUGAUUCCCCACAGCCGGGGCCCCGCGGGGAGUGACAAGUUUGAAAAGAUUCCAAUUUGAAAAGAAUAAAUGUCUUUCAAGUU